Molecule: messenger RNA, 3571 nt
Organism: Vanessa atalanta (red admiral)
Lineage: Eukaryota; Metazoa; Arthropoda; Insecta; Lepidoptera; Nymphalidae
Gene: RN-tre
Product: USP6 N-terminal-like protein
Exons: 6
Coding region: 455-2302 (615 amino acids)
Source: RefSeq, a predicted model, not a curated record
CUUUUCUCAGAUGAUCUGAAUUCUCAACUAUUUCCUUUUAGUGUAUUAUUGAACUGAAUGUGUGUGAAUUGUGUUCGAAAUGUUCUCAUUAACUAUAUUUAAUUUAAAUAAAAACAUUCCACUUGAAAGUAUUUAAUGAACUAUUUACUUAACAGAACUUACAACCUGACUGCAAUAGUUGAUUAUCCUUGGCAUGUAAAAUUAUUGCAUUUGCUUAGAUCUGUGGUCAGAUUGCUCAAAAUAGCGUCGGAGAAUUUUUUAAUUAUUCAAAGGUUUAAAGACUUAAUAAGAAAUAUGUAAUAAAACAAAUUAACCUAUUACAUUGCAAUGUAGUCACAUCUAAGUUUUCGAUAUUUUAAUAAUACAGAAGGAUUAGCAGUAUUUUAGUAGGUCGGUUAAACGAUUUUAGGUCGUGUAGGUGUUCGAUCGGUAUGUGGCACAAUCAGGCAGUGUUAUGAAUGAGGAGGCUCUGUUGGCACGGGCUUCCGAAGAGCGGGAGCGUAUCUUCCAAAGAUACGAGAGAGGGCGAGAGAACCUCGCUGGUCAAAUAGAUCCCUGGGAAGAUCCUGAAUUUGAGGAUUACCAUAAAACAGAUAGAUAUGGAUUCAUUCACGAUGAGAGACUCACACAAAAGACUGCGCCACAAAAAGUUAAUGUGGAAGUUGAAAGAGAGAAGAAAUGGGUCAAGAUGCUUGGAUCCUGGGAAUCGGCCACUACAAAGGAAAAGUUGCACAGGAGAAUAUACAAAGGCAUUCCAAACUCAUUAAGAAUUAAGAUAUGGUGCAAACUCCUAAACGUAAAUACCAUAAAAUCAGAUAACCCUGGGAAGUUUCAGGAGAUGCUAAAACUUGCAAAGCAAUGGUCUACAGAUGUGAGGCAGAUUGAUUCAGAUGUGAAUAGACAGUUCAGAGAACACCAGUUCUAUAGAGAAAGAUAUUCAGAAAAGCAGUGCUCGUUGUUCAAUGUUUUGUGUGCUUACAGUAUGUAUAACUCUGAAGUGGGUUAUUGUCAGGGCAUGUCCGGCCUAGCUGGUGUUUUGCUCAUGUAUAUGGAUGAAGAAGAUGCUUUUUGGGCACUUGCCAUACUUUUGUCUGAUAAGAAAUAUGCCAUGCACGGAUUGUAUGUUGAAGGUUUUCCAAAACUAACAAGGUUUCUAGAACAUCAUGAUAAAAUUUUGAUCAAGUUUAUGCCAAAGCUGAAACAUCACUUUGAUAAGUUUGGCCUUGAUGCCAUACUUUACUCUCUCAAAUGGUUCUUUGUAUGCUUUGUGGAACGAGUGCCCUUCAGUUUAUGUUUGAGGGUGUGGGAUAUAUAUCUGCUUGAUGGAGAGCGAGUGAUUACUGCUAUGGCCUAUACUAUUCUUAAACUCCAUAAAAAAGCUAUUAUGAAGUUAAAUGAUAUGGAUCUUAUUGUUAAUUUUAUUCAGGUGAAACUUCAUAAAGAUUUUGGCUUUGAGGACGACAUUGUUAUUUAUCAUUUAGAACGAUCCAUGGAAGAACUAAAACGAGCUAAACUCGACUACCCUGGUCCACCGCCGCCCUCUGAGAUGCCACAGCGUCAACUCGGCUUGUUCGUGGAACCAGACAAAAAGUCGAAAAUCGGCCAAAGAGCCGAAAAUUUCUCUGAAACCGAAAAACAUGCUCGAGCUACAGUCAUUUUAAGGCGUGAAAAGGCGGCUCUUGAGUUGCAGGAGCUUCGAGUGUCACAGAGCGACACAGUUUCAGUGUUGUGUUCAGAUCACAGCGGGGUCGCGAGCGGCGUUCGGUGCGAGGAUUCGACGUCCGCGCUUGGUUCGCGUCGCUCGCUCGCCGACACGAGCGUGACGAGCACGGCCGACCUCAGCGUGUUCUCGAGCGGCCGGUCGCACGCGCCGGACAACUCGCUGGACACGCACAGCAACAUCAGCGACGACGGCACUGGGUCAGAUGGAUCGGGCAUUUGUAGCCUGAGCAUACAGAGGGCGCCGUCGACUUCCCACUCGACGCCGAGAGCCACGCCUCACCCGCCCUCCGUCUCGCCUCAAUCCGAAGACGUGGUUCGCAUCCACGUCACGUACAACCCCCUGGCCGCUAGUCCAUCGCAUUUACAACCAGUCAGUCCCUCCAAGUACAAAGCAUACGACGAACACCACAAGCCGAUGUCACUGGGAUUCUACACCAACGGCGCCGCGAACCUGCCGUCGGACAAUAGAAUCAGGAUCCAGGUAUCGUCCGAGGAGUUACUGACGCCCGUGGUCGACUCCGGUCGCAUCAUAACCCAACGUUACAUAGAAUCUCAUGCAGGGAUCUACGAUAUUAAUUGAAUUGAUCAAUCGAUAAAUACUCGAUUUUAAUGGAUAUUUAUUUUACCUCGAACUAGUGUGUCGAGUUUUAUCCAGUUAAAAUGUAAAGGUGAUACAUUACUCGAAUUUACGUUUUUUAGCGAUUAUUCAGUAUGAAAUAUUUAAAUUAUUUUCUUAUAAUUAAUUUUUAUUAUUUUUUUAACUCGAUCUUCUCUAUCAAUUGAAAUGAUGCCAUAUUUUUUUGUAUAUUAGCAUUCCGUUUUUUUUAACGACAAUAAAAAUAUCAAUUUGGAUUUAUUUUUUAUUGUGUUUAUUUAUGUUAUUUUUUCUAUUUUUUUAUUAUUUUAUUGUUUUACUAACUCGCGACAGAGUAUCUGUCAGCUAACUAACUGCCCAAGUGCGUAUUCCUCGUAGGGACUGACAUUUGAGAUGGCUUCAAAUAUUACGAAAACGUUAUAGUAAACGACUCCAUCUUGAUAUAAAAAAUAGUGAUUUAAGAAUCUCAAAUGUAAAGUAUUUAUUAUAACUUAAGAUAUGUUCGCUAAUUUUCAUGAAUAGACUUGAGUAGACUUAAAACAGUUCCAUACAUUAUUAUUUAUCUUGGUUGGUUUAAGUAAAAUUUGAUAUUUAGUUUGAUUAGGUUUUUCAAAUUCGGAUUUAUAUUUGAAAUAUCCUUGUGUUAAGAAUACGUAUUUUAGUGCCAAAGUUUUGCAGUUUUGGUCUUCCAUCGUCAAAAAUCUGCUCUCUGAAUGGCGUUUAUCCAAUUACUAACUUAUAGUAUUUAAGAGGUUCCGUAGUCGUCUAUGCACUUUAAACAAAUAUAAAUGUAGGAGUUUAAAAUUUGUAUGAGUAAAUUUAAGUAUCAUAUUUAUUGUUGUAUAGUCCCAAAGCCCAUACAAAAUACAUACAAGAUGACAAAUUAUUUCCAUUUAUAUACAUGAUGACUACGGAAUCAGACCUGCAUGCUUUUACUCAAAAUCGUCCGAAUUAUUUUAUUAUUAUUAAAACUUAUAUUUUUCUUAUUAUUUUUUUUUAGUAUCACAUAAUAAUUACUCGAGGAGUUUAAUAUGAUCGGAGAGACAUAAAAAUAUAUAUAUUUUAAAUUGGCCCGUGUCAUUAAAUAGUAUAUUAUACAGAAAAGACAAUUAAGUAUUAAAUAUGAUAGAGAUAUGCUAUUGGUGGUUUCUGCUUCUAAUAUAAGUUUAUAUAAUUGAGCUGAAAGCUAGAUAUUAUAAGAUCAAAGAUUAAAAUCGAGUACCAUAACAAUUGCCUAAUAAUUAACUAAAUAUA